AUGGAAAUAUCAGAAUACUACCUCAUCGUGCCUCGUCUUCGAGAGUUCGACCCGCCCAAGAGCGAGCGAGUGUGCGCGAUUGACCUUGGCGUGCGCAAGUUCAAUCGGGUGCAGCCGCAGAUGCGCCCAGUAGCCGCGAUGCCAAUCAAGAUACGCGAGGAGAAGGCGAUCCCAGGUCAAGGCAAGAUGGCGAUCCAGGAUCGUAGGAAGGAAGCGGGACGGGAUCGUCGAGUGGCAGCGGUCGUGCGCCCCGAAGUGAGCAGCGACUAUGAAGAUCACCGCGCGACGGCGAUCGGGAGACGCCUCAAGACCACGAUUGUGAUCGCGGAUCACCUGGAUCAAGACCCAGAUCUCGAAGAAAAGCCUCGAAUUCCCCUCAUGGCCGCCCCGGUGGACACUGCGGAUAUCGACGAGAGUCUAGAUCCGUACACAACCGACAAGGAAGUGACCAAGUUGAAAUCCAAUUCGUCUACCAAGUCGGCGACCGCGACAAGAUUGUCCAAGAAAAAGAAGCUCAAGGCCGCUCAGACAAAGCUGAAGGCGCCAGAUUCGGAAUCGGAGGACGUGAAUAAGCCGAGAUCGACCGCCGCCAAAGCCAGGAUCGAGCAGGCUUACUACCGGAAGAUCCUGAGCGAGACACGGUUACAUGACCCUGUCCUCGCGAUCAUACAGGUCCGCCAGAUCGGUGAUCUGACAGGCCCGAUAUCCAAGCCCAGCACCAGCUCAAAUAGGCUGAAUGCAGUGAAGAUCCUGCUAGAUCUCCUCCAUGAGGCCGGACUAGUAGCUGGAGAAUUCGAUCCGGGGUCACUGUUCGAGAUGGAACUGGGGGCGAUCCAGGCGGCGACUCAAGAUCUCUUUGACUCGCUCAAGAUCUUGGUCGGCGAACACGUACAAACGCCCGAUCUGAACUACCAGAUCUGGUCGUCACACAACGCGUCGGCCACCUCGGAACCCGAUUUAGAUUCUCCCCGAGCCCCACAACGCAUGUCGCUAGGUCCCUCGGGCGCCAAGUAUCUGAGAUCACGCGUGAUCAACGGCCGCAACAGGCUGGACGAAUACUUCCAGAUGGCGAUGAAUCGAUUCCUGAAGGAACAAAUCCUGGUGACAGUCCAACCACCACCCCUCGGAACGCAGGAUAUCGACAUGGAGUCAGUCGCGCGAUCGUGUGAAAGUCUGCCCGGAUGGGAGGUGGUCAAAGCUAGAUCGGGCUAUCUCGAGAGCCUCACCGUGAACGAAGCAGAAUACAACGGCCUGCUUCUGGGACUCGACAUGCUAGAGGACAUAGAUCGCAAGCGGAUCCGAGGAUGGCCCGAACACCAAGACCUGGUUACCUUAAACCGGGUGGACGAAAUCCUGAUUCCCAAGACCGAGAACCCAGUGGUGCGAAUUGCAGCGGUCACCACCCAAGCUUCUCGAGAGGAAGGCUGGAUCACAGGUAUGAAGAAGUAUCUGAGUGACUCGAUCGCAGACCUCACGCAAGCUGAAGCAAGAUCGUACGGCAAGAUCGGGGUCGACUAUGAGGUGGACGAACAGGAUCUACUCUUCUACUGCCCUCCCACGCCGAGAUCGGGGAAUGAUCGCGAUCGGUUGCUGAGACUGGUAGCUGGUGGAGAUCCGGGUGUAGCUGGCAAGAACUGUGGCGGAUUCGGACCUCGCGUCGUCAGCUUCGCGCUCCAAACCGCGAACCUGCUCCUGCAAGAUCCGAAUCUCCUCCCCGGCCUGGGCAGCUUCCUGGCGCAAACGAUCGCGAUCUGCCUCGGCAUGGUGAAGAUCUUGGCGGGCGGAAAUCGCAUGACGCUCGAAGUCGUUGCGCUCGGUGCGAAGUUGAAGAACUUGGGUGCGGAGGCCGUCGGGAUCUUCGUCGGCGUCGUGGGCGAGGUUCGAGAUCUCGACCUCCAGGUGGGUGAUCUCUUCUCGUUGGCCGUGCUGGAACGCUUCCAUGUCCCGGAUGUCGGAUCGGAGCUGGCGAACUUGCAGAUCAAGAAUAUCUCGAUCCUGGAUGAGGCGAUACCGCGCGAGGUUGCCCUGGCGGAGCUCGAUCUCCAAGGCGACCAACCGCCGACUCUGAUCGGAGGCGUGGGAGCGCUGGAGAGGAGUUCGUCCGAGUCGGCGAAUUGUGGAAUGAGACCUGAAGUGAACCAGGACGAGACGGACCAGGCGACAGAAAUCCCAUUCCAGCCAAGGCAUCAAGUCACCUCUCCAAAAUCCAAGCGUGUGACAACGCCGAUCAAGAUACGCGAGGAGAAGGCGAUCCCAGGUCAAGGCAAGAUGGCGAUCCAGGAUCGUAGGAAGGAAGCGGGACGGGAUCGUCGAGUGGCAGCGGUCGUGCGCCCCGAAGUGAGCAGCGACUAUGAAGAUCACCGCGCGACGGCGAUCGGGAGACGCCUCAAGACCACGAUUGUGAUCGCAGAUCGUGAUCGCCGAUCGACAGAUCCGAGGUAG
Messenger RNA from Phytophthora megakarya, 2442 nucleotides. NCBI's taxonomy places the organism in Eukaryota, Oomycota, Peronosporomycetes, Peronosporales, Peronosporaceae. The record is from the annotation of a GenBank genome assembly.